AUGCUGUCUCUCUCUGGACUCUGGUGCUACUGCCUCAUGCCCCGGAGAGCUCCUCUCCUCAGCCUCACUGUUCUCCUGCUGCUGUCCUCUGCCUCCUCAUCCCCAGAGUCCUGCUCCCCGCGCACCCAGCCCUGCCACAUCCUCUCCCGGAUCGGAUACAGUGUGCGCAUGGGUGCGCUGCUCCCCAGCCGGCAGCCCGCUCGGAUCCAGAACGCUCUGAACCGCGCCCUGACCAGCCUCCGGCACCAGAGUGCGGGCUCGGACACCUCCAGCGGGGCGACCACCACAUCGUCCCAGAGCCCCCCUCUGCUGCCCUAUAAUCUCACCCUGGACAUGCUGGCGCGCAUCCCCAUAGGAGGCGACCCGGACUCCCUCUCCCGCAGCACCUGUCAGGACCUGGUCGUGCGUGGGGUGUCCGCGGUGCUGGCCUUCCCCCGGAGCAAAGAGGAGCUCCUCCAGCUGGACUUUUUCUCCUCUUUUCUGGAGAUUCCUUUCGUUUCCAUCCUGGAGGACACAGAACCGCUCAAGACCAAGCAGCAGGUGGGCUGUUUGGUAGUCAGUCAGUCAGUCUGGUGUCUGAUCCACAAGUAUCCAGCGGAGCAGCCGGGUGCAAAUGUUUGA
Messenger RNA from Knipowitschia caucasica, 621 nucleotides. Lineage: Eukaryota; Metazoa; Chordata; Actinopteri; Gobiiformes; Gobiidae. The record is from the annotation of a GenBank genome assembly.